Paramacrobiotus metropolitanus is the source of this 2728-nucleotide messenger RNA. RefSeq lists its product as uncharacterized. The record is from RefSeq and is a predicted model, not a curated record. NCBI's taxonomy places the organism in Eukaryota, Metazoa, Tardigrada, Eutardigrada, Parachela, Macrobiotidae. The transcript is spliced from 6 exons. Bases 240 to 2411 code for a protein of 723 amino acids.
UCUGAAUGAGUCAGCGACAGAUUGUUAUCGGUGUCUUGUAGCCCUUGAUUUGUCACACAGCGUAUAGGUGGCAUGUUCGGACAUGCUGGCUGCUUAUGACGUAGACCCAGCCUUCGUAUUUCAACAACUGUGGUACACCUACGUCACUACGCCCGUGUAGUGCGCAGCGCUACCCGUUGUGUGUUGUUUGUUUUUAUCGUUUUAUCUUAUUUUAUCGUGUUGUAAUCUAAAUCGGCGCCAUGGCCAAAGCAGCGGACAAAGGUAAGAGCAAGGAGAAGGAUAAAAAGAAAGAGAAGAAACCGUCUGCCAAGAAGGAAGACAAAAAGAAAAAGGAAGAUAAGAAAAAAAAGGAGGAAAAGCCUAAGAAAGAGAAAAAGGAGAAAGAAAAGAAGGGCAAGGACAAGGAUAAGAAAGAUAAAAAGGGCAAGAAAGGCGAGGAGCCGCCUCCGCCAAAAGAGGCGGAGUCCCCGGCCGCAAAGUCCGCCGAUUCCAAGACACAACCCAAGUCAGAGUCCCCAGCAGUCAGUCAGAAGUCGAAGUCACCCGCUGGAUCUCCGGCGAGGUCACCAUCAGUCACCGCUGCUGCGCCUACCGAGGUUGAGCCAUCGGAUGCCGCCAGCCGGAAACUGCGCUUCGACGAAACAGUCCGUGUGAAGGAAAUCCCUGACCGCAAAUCGGAGCAUGACGCGGCCUCCGUGCGUAGCAGCACCAAAUCUAGUUACUCGCGUCGUUUCCCGCCGGAAGGCUCCGAGCUGGAUCUGCGCACGGAGCCCAAGUACGGUGAUCCGCUGUUUGGCGCCAAAGUGCCGAUGGUGCUACGGACGCCCUGUCCGCAACCUUCCGAAAAGAAGGAGCCAGAUCUGUAUUCGGUGCGGUCAAUGACGUUGGACGAGCCGGGCCCACUUUUCGAUCCCAACCGCUGCCCCACCUACACACGGGAGGAGCUCAUAUCCAUCAUGGAGACGCUGGUCUUAGGCAUUAAUGAUCGAGAAUCGCUGAAAACCAGGUACGAAGAAGAGACCACGCGUCUGGCCAUGAAUGCUGAAUUUUACCACGAUAAAGUGGAGGCGGCCCGCGCCAAACUGGAGUGUGUGCGCAACCAGCAGGCUCAGCUGGACGCCAAGCUGAAGGAAAGCGUUGACCUGAUGAGCCGCAACUUCAUGCAGUUAACGCGGGAGCGGAAACGCAUAGCCGGUGCCAUCGAUCUGCGUGAUGACUUCGACCGGCAUCUGCAGAAACAGAUCACCACGAACACGAAGUUCGUCCAGGAUUAUGCGCAGAUACUGGGCAAGCUGGAGGGCCUCGUCGAUGAUUCGUCCAUGGCGUGGUUGCAACGCGAAACCAUGAUCAGUACUGAGAGCGAGGCGCUGGAGAGGCUGCAUCAGUCCGUUGAAAAAGAGCGCAACAUGCUGCAGGGAGAACUGCAUCGCUACGAAGCCUUAUAUGUCUCCCAAACCCAGCAGAACGCCAAACUUGGCCAGGUCGUUGAGCGGGAGCUGGAACGCUAUGCACAGAAACAGCAGGAGAUCAUCCGCUACAACGAGAAGCGCAUCCGCGCCCUGGAGGGUUGUGUGCGCACCAUGCAGCUGGACCGCGAGGUCAUGUAUGGAGAAAUAGGGGAGACCCGCAGUCGUCUGCGUGAGGUCCUGGAGGGCCGGGUCAUCGCAAUGAUGGACAAGGUGCGGCAGUACAAGAAAGUCCUUAAAGGGCUGGAACGCGAGAUCCACACGCUCAUGUAUCGCUGCAGCACCGACAAUGUGGUCCCGGCGACAGCCGCCCUACAAGCCUAUAUCCGGCUGUGCAGCGGAAUCGACAUAAUCGAUUUUGUCAACAAGGUACAGUCGUCCAAGACCCACAGUGACGAUGCCGAGGCGUUCUGGCGAACAAAACACUGCCAGAAGCGCGAUUUAAGCGACAUCAGAAAGAGCCACGUGGAUCAUCUGCGCAAACAGAUGCUGAUCAGCGAGGAUGAGUACUUCCUCAUGGAGCCGGUAGAGGUUCCGGGCUCCGAAUCCAACACUAAUUUUCAACGAUCGACGGAGUGUUUCGUACCAGAAGCGCCAGCAGAUUCUUGCAAUAUUACAGGCGGGACAUCGCGAGCCGCUAACUUUGAGCCACCCAAGAGUGCGCCGCCUCCCACGGAAGCGCCCUCGGACGGUGGCAGUUACCUCUCAAGCAAGGCGACUGGCGACGCUCCGGCCAAUCCUCCUGCCGAAAAGCCGGCAAACGAUGCAGAGUCAGUAAAGCCGGAAGCGCGAAAACCGUCGCUGAAAAACGCCGGUGACAACGGUUCCUUUCGCAAACGCACGUUCAUGGGUCUGCUUGCCAUGCCGAAGAAGACAUUUAACGUUCUUAACUCCGGAGUUAAGAAAGUAUCGCACGCCGUCACGCAUGUUGUUCACCAUCACUAGACAUCAUUAAAUGACCCGAAAACUGGUACCACAACUACACAAACGAAACAAAUUUUGUUUCAUUUGUGUAGCUGUGGUACCAGUUUUCGGAUCUGAUUGGUCACUUCAGAAGUGAUGCGUCCUUUGUGCACUAAUAAAGCCAGCAACUACCUUGCACUGCAUUUCUCAAUCUGUUAUCCUAUUAUUUUUGCCCGCUGCAUGCAUAGUUGCAAACAAUGUACUUAAUUAAACAAUCACGUUUUUCGGUACUUAGUACUGUGUACUACACGUUUAAGUUAUACAGUUUGACUUGAAGCAUAAAAAAUACGAAGUGCUAA